Molecule: messenger RNA, 492 nt
Organism: Eurytemora carolleeae
Lineage: Eukaryota; Metazoa; Arthropoda; Copepoda; Calanoida; Temoridae
Product: chymotrypsin-like elastase family member 2A
Exons: 6
Coding region: 1-492 (163 amino acids)
Biological process (GO): proteolysis
Molecular function (GO): serine-type endopeptidase activity
Source: RefSeq, a predicted model, not a curated record
AUGUGUGAAAACGCACCUCAAAGCAAUCAGGGUGAAGGGGGGGUGUUUGUUGCCUCUCUCAUAAAAACAGGAGGUUUUACAUGGUGCAGUGGAACCUUGGUAAAUAAACAGUAUGUGGUUACUGCUGCGCACUGCACAUAUAAUAAGAAAAUAGAACAACUCCGUAUUGGGCUGAGUGAAUAUAAUCUAACCGAUAUAACGUAUGGGCAGCUAGUUGUUGGAGUGUGUACGGAUACUAUAGAGCACCCAGAUUGGACUGGAGAGGUCAGAGAUGGAAAUGAUAUUGCUCUUGUUAAACUAUGCAAACCUAUCAUUUAUACAGAGACACUGUCUCCAGUAUGCCUGCCUUCCAUUCAGAGUCAAGGAACUGAGCUUGAAAACUUGCCUGCCAUGGUAUCUGGGUGGGGGAGAACAUCAGAAGGUGGAUCUUUAUCAACUCUUCUUAUGGAAGUCGAGGUACAAGAGGGAGGGGGAGGGGUCAGAGCACCAUGA